GUUUUUGGUGUGGGGCAGAAUGAUUACGACGGAAAAAAAAAGGAUCUGGACCGUAAUAAAACACGAACUCCGGUGGAUGAGAACCAGAGGACGAGUGCGCCAACAUCUACUUCAAUAUUACCGUCUUUUGUGAAUACCACAUCAAAAAACCUGCAUUCCCAGCAGCUGUUGCAGUUGCAGUCGUGUUGGGUGAAGCUUGCACGGAGGAAAAUGGCCUGCACAGAUGCUGUGAUUCCAAGUUCAGACGGUGGAGAUAGUUGGGCCGGUGAAGCGGAUCGUGGAACUAAUAUCGAACCUUGUUCCGCGUUCGACGCCCAAGGCCUGGCGCAGAUUGCGUACUCCCUGGACAAAAUCGUGCGGCUAUUGAGAGGAAAAGCCCCCCCUCCCCAUAUUGAAAAGGUAUGUUUCCAAAAAUUUGUGUUGCGGAUUUGAGGUCACAAAUCACAUCUGUCCUUCAAGAAGACAACGGCAGAAGCUUCCGCCCCAUUAUGGAAGCGAUUUGUCACGCUGUUCGGCCGAACGGGGAGCCGUUUGCCAUGCUGAACAACUAGACCCAUACGCCCCUACCAAGCCCGGGGAUCUGGCCGCAACGCCUCUCUGCAAUACAAAGCUGAUUUGUGGCCAAAAAUCGGCAUCGCAAAUUUUCGCUUUGAUAUGGGGAGGGGGGAUUUUUCAUUUUGAUAGCGGCAGGGGGAGGAAGCAACGGGGGAACGGCUUUUGAAGGACCGCUGGCUGCAGUUCUUCCUGUACUGCUGGUUUCCGGCGUAUCAGACGCUCGCACGGCGGAGCAGUCGCGAGCGUUUGAAUAGAACAACUUCAGGAGCAGCCAGAAUGCCGGGACUACAAGAGCAGGAUGAAGACAGAAUGGUGAGGGCACCAGCAAAUAAAACUUUUCUUCACGCGCCAGAAACGCUGCAGAAUCUGAUUUACGGUGUGGCAAAUUUGAGCGAGGCGUAUGGGCGAACGCAUCGGCCGAAGCUCUGGGACUACCGCAUCGUGGAAUUUGCGAGACUUUGGGAGCAGGAGUUUUCAAAUGUAGCAAUAAGCUGCGGUCUUCAACAAUAUGACGAGAUGUUGUGGCACAGUCACCGACGUUCGUCUUUGAGUAGCAUCAACUCCCUGAACGCCAUGCAGCUAUCGGUGUGCCUCUAUUCGCUGGGACGGCUGCGGACUUCUGUCGGCAGCGAGGGUGCGGCUCCUCGUUGCGUAGCGAUGGAAGAAAGGAGUGACACUGCAGCUCAAGAGGCCGCAGAGGAAAUCGAGGGUACUACAGAUCCUGAAACUACGCUGCUGGACCUGGACGGCAAGGAGAAAGAUGACGUCAGUGGUUUAAUCUCUGCCAGAAGUGGUAGCAGCUCCUCUUCUUGUUCGCUCUCUUCGAAAAAUUUUUUCGCGAGUUGGCUCUCAGCGGCGCGGCGGGUCGAGACAGACUUCACCACCCAGGGCUGGGUGACUAGUCUGUAUGGGUUAGGGUUGGCGUGUGGCAGCGCCGAGAAGGAUCAUGCAAGUGGGCAGCACCACGGGGAGAGGACGACGUCGGGACCAUUUUUUCGAGAAAGCAGAAGUACGGAAGUCACAGCAUCGUUUUGUUCUUCUGAGGGGGUGGAAAACGACAUGGGGAACGGAAUAGACAACGGCACUGCUGCUGCUGCUGCUGUCGACGAGGACCCAAAUGCAGGAGCUUUGAUGUUCCCCGCAGAGCUAGCGGACUUUUUACAGCGGGGGAUUGAGAAUAAUGUCCUCAGUCUCGACGACGAAGAAGAAGAAGCUCGUCAAGGGCUCGUGCAGUAUCGGCGGGCUACAUCGGUUCAUUCUUUGUCAGGAACCGGCAGAGGUCUGCACAACCAAGAACAGAGCGACGGUGGCAUAUUAAUAUGUCGUACAAAGUUCUUAUCGGAACAAGCACUUUCCCUAUCCGUCUACAGCCUCGCGCUGCUGAAUUUAGUGCCGCAAGCUUCUUAUCGGAAGAGAUGGCUGUCUUGUUUUCUCGGAAGAAACGCUCCGCUAACCCCUCUGGCGAUCGGAAACAUUGCGUUUGCCUGGGCGACAUUUAGCUUGGAAAUUACUGACUGAUUUUUAGCGCGGUAGUUGUUGGGUAAGAUACUCAGUGAAGGCGUCAAAGUAGCAGGCAGCUCGUUGGAAGAUUGGAGGGGCCUUAUGUCGACAUGUGGCAUGCGUUCGCUUGCCAUGUGCGAUUAUUCAUGGUUUUGAUGAUAGCGAGCAUGCAAAACUCUUCUGUAUGAUGAAUUUCAUAUCGAUAUCAGUAAAGUAAGUUUUUCGUUUGCUUGGUAUGCCAAGAAGUAACACUCGUUCUUGCCGCGCUGAAGAGCAGAAGAACUUUUUGGUUUUUAUUGCGCACGAACCCUCGAAUGUGGAAUAAAAUUAAAA
Molecule: messenger RNA, 2388 nt
Organism: Amoebophrya sp. A120
Lineage: Eukaryota; Dinophyceae; Syndiniales; Amoebophryaceae
Source: the annotation of a GenBank genome assembly